UGCCAAAUUCAUAUUUGGUUUGGCACCCCCUCCCUAGCAAUGUGCAUCCCCUUGGUCCUCCUAUGGCUUCUUAGCAUUCCAUUUCUCAUCAAUGCUGCCAUCCCUCAGCCUAAAGGAUUCUUGCUAAACUGCGGAGGACCAGAGUUUACUGCUAAAAAUGGCCUAAAGUACAUUCCAGAUCAUAGCCACAUAUUUGUCGGAAAUGUUACAUCUGUUAAGAAACCAGAUGUAUUGCCUCUACUGAAAACAUUGAGGUAUUUCCCGGACACUGCAUCGAGGAAAUACUGCUACACUUUUCCAGUAAUCAAAGGUGGAAAGUUUCUUAUUAGAACUACAUAUUACUAUGGAGAUUUUGAUGGAAAGAAAGAACCACCAGUGUUUGAUCAGAUAAUUGAUGGAACUAGAUGGAGCACUGUUAAUACCACUGAGGAUUAUGCCAAUGGCCUUAGCUCCUAUUACGAGAUUAUAAUCACUGCUCUUGCAAAGUCAUUAAGUGUGUGCUUGGCAAAGAAUGAACACACAGUUUCUAGCCCCUUUAUCUCAGCUCUUGAGGUGAUUUAUCUCAAAAAAUCAUUGUAUAAUUCAACUGAUUUUAGUAAACAUGCUUUAUCAAUGGUGUCUCGAGCUAGCUUUGGCUCCGAUGGAGAUAUAAUAAGUUAUCCAGAUGAUGCAUAUAACCGGGAUUGGCAACCGUUUAUGGAUAGAAAUGUUGCAGAAAAAAGCCACUCCAACAUAAGUACUUCUGGAUUUUGGAACAGUCCACCGGCAAAGACAUUUACAACCGCAAUCACAGCAAGCCAAGCCCAAACUCUCACAGUCAAAUGGCCUCCAUUUACAUUGCCUGACAGUUUAUACUAUGUUGCGUUUUACUUUCAAGAAAGCCGAAGUCCAGGCCCAUUUAGUUGGAGAGUUUUUGAUGUCAGUGUAAAUGGGAAAGUUUUCUACGAAAACCUCAAUGUAACAACCACAGGUGUAAGUGUUUAUAGCACGGAAUGGCCUCUUGAUGGGCAAGUAGAGAUUGUUAUGAAUCCGCGGAGGGAUAUGCCUGUUGGCCCCUUAAUCAAUGCAGGGGAAAUCUUUCAGAUUCUGCCUCUAGGAGGAAGGACUGCUACUAGAGAUGUGAAAGUGAUGAAAAAGUUGGCUAAAGGCCUUAAAAAUCUGCCUCCUGAUUGGAAUGGAGAUCCCUGCCUACCUAAACAAAAUGGUUGGACUGGAGUUACAUGUUCCGAAGGAAAAAACCCUCGAAUCAUCUCCUUGAAUCUAACUAGUUGUGGCAUCUCCGGGACACUGCCCAAAGACAUAGCCAAUUUAACUGCCAUCUCUAGUGUAUGGCUGGGAGGUAACAAGCUUUAUGGCACAAUUCCGGAUAUGAGCUCAUUAAAGGCUCUGGAGUCCUUGCGUUUGGAAGACAACAAAUUUGAGGGAAAAAUCCCUCAAUCACUAGGAGAACUCCCAGAGCUCAAAGAAGUAUUUCUUCAAAACAACAAUCUGACCGGCAGCAUUCCAUACAAUCUAGCGAAUAAGAAAGAAAUAAAUCUUCAGGUCUCUGGAAAUAACUUGUCGGAUGGAAAAGAAUGAUGCUAAAGAAAGGCUGAGAGAGAAACUGGAAAGCUUUUGCGUGCACAUUGGAUGGAUGAAGGGGAUGUUAUUCAGCACAAGAGGGGUAUAAAGAGAAAGUGAUGGAUCAUUAUUUUGAAAAAUGAUAUAAUUUUAUUGUAAUUCAUACAUGUUUCGCAUCAAAAUAAAAACUCUACAGCAAAACUCAAAAUCAGGAACAGUGUAUUGAAUCUUUUGCAAUUUAUCCAACUCCAAAACAAACUUAUACAGUUAUAGUACAAUUACUUUCCUUACUUCAACCUUUUUUUUAUAUUAUAAACACAAUCUCUGCAACCUGAACAAAUAAUCUGACAUUCUAUGCUUUAGCUUGAUCGUAUCUUCUAGCAUACUUUAAGUUAAAUUAUAGUGUCUUUUUGUAGAAAAGAAGUUUGGGAAUGAAGUUAUUCUGCCUUGUGAUCCACCUUUGAGCCUUAGAA
This is a messenger RNA of Daucus carota subsp. sativus, 2033 nucleotides long. RefSeq names its product receptor-like protein kinase At3g21340. The coding region runs from base 40 to 1578 and encodes 512 amino acids. The transcript is spliced from 9 exons. The record is from RefSeq and is a predicted model, not a curated record. NCBI's taxonomy places the organism in Eukaryota, Viridiplantae, Streptophyta, Magnoliopsida, Apiales, Apiaceae. Gene Ontology annotation, molecular function: protein binding.